Molecule: messenger RNA, 3442 nt
Organism: Pseudomyrmex gracilis
Lineage: Eukaryota; Metazoa; Arthropoda; Insecta; Hymenoptera; Formicidae
Exons: 4
Coding region: 823-2883 (686 amino acids)
Source: RefSeq, a predicted model, not a curated record
ACACAAAUCAUAAAAUAUCUUGAAACUUUCCACCCCAAACAGGCGACUAUCGCAGGGGGGUGGCGAGUAUCUUCCGCUUUAACGCGCCGCGGAAAACUCCCACGCAGACUCGUCUCCCAGCAAAGACUUACUUUGUUAACCCUUAUCAGCGUUAUUAGCUGGCUCAAUAAGCAAGCGGAUUGCAUCANACGCGAUAUUUAUCCCGGCACGAUAAUAAGUCGAUAAACAAAAAUCUUCGCUGCGAGGAUUGAAAUACUUUNGUGCGGAUUCCGGUUUCUUCAGUGCACUCCGGUCGNCACGACCGGAUCGUAUAAUUGCGUUUGUUCCCUGCCAAAGUUCUUUUUUUUCUCGAAAAGUCUCCGUUCUCUCGCGUACACUUGUNAGUACUUCGAGUAAGAACUAAUGUAGCGACACAGAAAACUGACGCAUUAUUAUUUUUAUACAAGAAUUCUGUACGUUUCAACUGUCAUUGUGUCUUUGAUCACGUCUUUCCAAAAAUCNGUCCGAUUUNANUUUAUCUCUCGCGAUAUNACGAUUUUUUUGACUCUAUCCACGAGAUCAAGGUAAUCGUUACCGGANGAUCGCGAAAAGAGNUUUGCGAACUUCACGUGACAGUCAUGAUUCGUCGAAUGACUCGCCGCGAACUCGACUUUUUAGUGUGGCGCGAUGAUAANACGCCGUUAUCGGUUUAAAAACGAGGAGAAAACCUAGUUGGUAGACAGGCAGUCGCCGCGCGGCGACUGUUGAUACGACGGCGGAGCGGUCGUAAGUUCGAUUUGCAAUUCUCGAUCAGUUCGCGAAUCGUCGCGGUUGUACUUCAACAUGUUGGCGAAACAUCUUCUCUUCAUUGCGACCAGACGACCACAAAAUACUUUAUUGGCCAUACCGUCGGAAUCGAUACAAUCGCAAGCGAUAGUCCAACCGCCACCCUAUGUCGCGCCUCCGAAACCGGAAGAUCGACAAAAGUCGCAGAAAUAUCANGAGAUACUGAAGGAUUCGCAACNGCCAAGCUUGCGGGCGUAUUCUGAGAAAGAGAAGCAACAAGUGAUCGCGCCGAAUCAAAAGCAGGAUGUUUACNAUCCGCGUCGGAACGUUCAGCAAUGUGACAACCGCAGAAAUUUUCUCGACCAGCAACAAAUAUCGAAUUANGAGUACCAGCAACGAGCUCGCAGCAACUAUCAGACCGUGCACAUGUACAAUGCGAGAAACCAACAGUUCUGUUUNCCAGCCGGGGAUGCUGUUAAUCAGCAGCAGUUCUACACCCUGCCGACGAGAAGANCUCAACGAGAGACCGAACNACCUCGCAGUGUCACCCCGGACAUAACAAGAGGUCUGGCACGCGGUUCCCUCAGNAGUAUGCACAUACUGGCGAAACAAGGUCAACAGAGAGUCACGAUUGCGGAGAACGAUCAUCAGACUCGAUGCGAUUCGCAAGUAGACGCGAGNAAGAAGCGCGUGGAGUGCACAGAGGCGCAAGGAUCCGUUCAGAGUCAGCCUCAGUCAGUCGUGGAUGUCAGAAAUAGGUUCGCAACGCUGCCUCUAAACCUGGCUGCACUCGGUUAUCGAUUCUUCGCGUCCUCACUUGAGAGUGACACUCUUACGAAGUCUCCCAACGCGGACAUUUUGCAAAACAAUCCAAUUUCGCCGAUCGGCUGCGGCGGUUAUGGUAACGGCUUCAGAUCGUCCACUCCUACUAAUCAACAUCACGGACGAUCAACGCCAAGCGUGGCGGAACGUUUAGCUAUCAACGCCAGUAAUUGUUCGUCGCCAACGCCGGCGACGAACAGCUCCUCAGGUAGAAGCACGCCUAUUCAGACUUCUUCCGGCAGGACCACGCCGACCAAUCUGAUCCUGUCACCCACGAAGAGCACCAUGUCCAACGAAGAACUGUUCACUGCGAUCCACAAGUCGAAGAAGAGACUCAACAUGAAAUUCAACGACGACAACGAGAACCUGUCGCCUUACGGAUCAAUGAAUUCUCUGAAAGCAAUGGCUGGUAGCAGAUAUAGCUGGAGCCCGGAGUCACAGAAAACUUUAGAUGUACCCACCACUGUGCAGUCGCCUACGUCACGAAUGGAUUUCAAACGUUUGCUCCUUCAACAGAGCAUCAAGGCGAGUCCGAUACGACUGUCAGCGGCGGAGCAACUAAAGCUGUCCCGUCAGCAGCAACAACAGCAGCAACAACAAUCCUCGCCGAGCGCUCAUCAUCAAAGUCCUCUGACUAAAAUUCUGAGUCCCCGCUCUGUUUGGAGGUUCCAAACUCCGAGAACCGACGUUCUCUCGUCCACCAUAAUCGAGGACACCGCGGCAGAAGAGAAAGCCAUGAAACCGUCACCGGAAAACACAUCCCCUAUCUCAAGAUUGAACUCCAGAAGACAGCUCGAUCUAGACAGCAAUCAUCGGCAUUUGGCCAAUAAAGAAGUCAAAGCCAACAACGAUAGAUCAGUAGUUGACAAGACGUCCGCGAAUAAAUCCAGUUUCAAUUCCACGAUCAUAUCACUCGAUGAGAACAACAAAACUCGCAAACUAAUCACAAGUACACCUAACAAUUCUGUGCGAACUACAUCUCCCGCGAAAACUACAAUAAUUGAUCAAGAUGUUUUAGUUUCUAAAAACGACAUCAAGAACGCAACACAGUAUUCGAAGAGUUCGAUCGAGUACAAGAAACAAGAUCCCUUGAGCGCCCUCGAGUCGAGAAGAAUCAGCAACCAAUUGGCGAGAGCUCAGUUUCUGGCCAAUACACCCACAAGCACCAAUCCUUCGCAGAAUCUUUACUUCACCAAGAGAUUCAGAGCUCGAUCGGAAUCUCCGCAGCACGUUGCGACCCAGAACGUCGUCGCGCCGCGUAGCCCAAGCGCGCCUACUCUCGAAACUGCUCUGUGAUCUGGGAAUGUUGCGAUGCAGAAUCGGGGACGCGCGCGUGACAACUGUCUCUCUCUCUCUCUGAAUAUCCAAUCUCUUUAAGAAAAUUGACGUGAUAUAUUUAUAUUAUUAUACCAAACAAUUUUCAAAUCGAGUGUGUUGUAAUCGCUAAUAUCUCUCACACACAUCUGCUAAGAGACAAUAAUUUAUCUAAUCGUGAUAUUUUCGCGCGCGCGAUAAUAAUUGCGGAAAUUUAGUAUUACUCAGUAUUGCGAGAUCUUUUUUGCAUAAAGUAGAAAAAAAAAACGCAAAUCUUACAGAGUCGAUUUUGAACAUAUAAUGGACUUUUUUACUAGCACAUUUGGUUUUUACGUCACAUUCAAAUUACUCUCCGCACACAAACAUAUAUAUACAUAAAAUAAAAAGUGUUUACUACUAUAUAUAUAAUACGAGCAAAAUAACAAGCAAUAAAUAGGAUAUCAUCGACGCCAAUAAAUCUCAAUCGCGUGCCUACUUUAUACAGACUUUGUACAUGAUACUUUUUAUAAAAAAAAAAAAAAAAAAAAAUCAACAACAUUUA